This is a messenger RNA of Balaenoptera acutorostrata (minke whale), 1509 nucleotides long. It is a transcript of the gene UBE2D1, whose product is annotated as ubiquitin conjugating enzyme E2 D1. Gene Ontology annotation, molecular function: ubiquitin conjugating enzyme activity. NCBI's taxonomy places the organism in Eukaryota, Metazoa, Chordata, Mammalia, Artiodactyla, Balaenopteridae. The coding region runs from base 233 to 676 and encodes 147 amino acids. The transcript has 7 exons. The record is from RefSeq and is a predicted model, not a curated record. Gene Ontology annotation, cellular component: nucleus. Gene Ontology annotation, biological process: protein polyubiquitination; ubiquitin-dependent protein catabolic process.
GCGGAAACAAAAGAGUCUCGCCGGCGUCCCCGCCCGCACACUCGCGCACACUCGCGCUCGGGCGCCCUAGGAACAGGCACCGGCGCCCAGAGCGAGCCAGAGAGCGGCGAGCCGGGGAUCUACCCGGCUGAGCCAGCCGAGGAGCCGGCGAGCCGAGCCCGCGACGACCCCACGCCCCCAAUCCCCGCAGCCGCCCCCAGCCGGCCGGUAUCCCCGCCGCCCUCCCUGACCCAUGGCGCUGAAGCGGAUUCAGAAAGAAUUGAGUGAUCUACAGCGCGACCCACCUGCUCACUGUUCGGCUGGACCUGUGGGAGAUGACUUGUUCCACUGGCAAGCAACUAUUAUGGGGCCCCCUGAUAGCGCAUAUCAAGGUGGAGUCUUCUUUCUCACUGUACAUUUUCCGACAGACUAUCCUUUUAAACCACCAAAGAUUGCUUUCACAACAAAAAUUUACCAUCCAAACAUAAACAGUAAUGGAAGUAUUUGUCUUGAUAUCCUGAGGUCACAAUGGUCACCAGCUCUGACUGUAUCAAAAGUUUUAUUGUCCAUAUGUUCUCUGCUUUGUGACCCUAAUCCAGAUGACCCCUUAGUACCAGAUAUUGCACAAAUCUAUAAAUCAGACAAAGAAAAAUACAACAGACACGCAAGAGAAUGGACUCAGAAAUAUGCAAUGUAAAAUCAAAAAAAAUUUCAUAUAUACCAGAGUACUGUAAAAUCUAGGUUUUUUUCAACAUUAGCAGUAAAUCGAGCACUGUUUACUGUUUCAUUGUACCAUGAAAUCCUUUGAUUUUUACCCAUUUUAAAUGUAUUUCUGAAGCAAGACAAAACAAACUUCCAAAAAUAUUCUUGAGACUGUGAUGAGAGCAUUUAUCAUUUUGUAUGCAUUGAGAAAGACAUUUAUUAUGGUUUUUAAGAUACUUGGACAUCUGCAUCUUCAGCUUACAAGAUCUACAAUGCAUCUGAAAAGCAACCAAAUUAUUUUUUGCUGAAACUAGAUGUUUUUACAUGAAAAAUACUGUAUGUGUUGUCUAAGAUGUCGUCAGUUAUAUAAAUCUGUAUUCAGAUUUCAUUCUUUGUUAGCUCACUUUAUAAUUUGUAUUUUUUUACUGUAUAGACUAAAUAUAUUCUAUUUACAUGUAUGUCAACUCGUUACUUUUUUCCUGUGAACAGUAUUGAAAAAACCCAACAGCUGAUAAUGAAAUGAAUUAACUGUCCGUCUCCCUUGUCUUAGGGUAUUCUGUAGAUUGAUUGCAGAUUUCUUAAACCUGAAAUGAUCUUUACACUGUAAUUCUCAGUAUACUGAUUAUGGAGAAACACUUGUUUUGAUUUUGUUAUACUUGACUUAACUUUAUUACAAUGUGAAUUAAUUGCACUGCUAAGUAGGAAGACGUGUAACUUUUAUUUGUUGCUAUUCACAUCUGAAUUUUUUUCUGUAUAGGCAAUAUUAUAUUGACACCUUUUACAGAUCUUAAUGUAGCUUUUUCCAUUUAAAUAAAAUGCUUUUUCUAA